This is a messenger RNA of Microcebus murinus (gray mouse lemur), 991 nucleotides long. RefSeq names its product anaphase promoting complex subunit 15 (gene ANAPC15). Gene Ontology annotation, biological process: regulation of mitotic cell cycle spindle assembly checkpoint. Gene Ontology annotation, cellular component: anaphase-promoting complex. Lineage: Eukaryota; Metazoa; Chordata; Mammalia; Primates; Cheirogaleidae. The record is from RefSeq and is a predicted model, not a curated record.
UCACACGAGAUCCGUCAUUCAUUGGUGUCACUUCCUGUCACUCAGCAUUUCUUUCAGUUAAUUGGCCCUACCCAUGCCGCGCUCCUUUCGCGAUUAGCAACCCUAUAAGGGCAAUUUUCUGUCCGAGUCCCGCCCCUGCCUUCUUCCUGUUGGUCAAGCGCACAGUCAUUGUAGUAAUGAGCAAAGAAUCGGCGGCAGUGGGUUAGGCUUUCGAAGCAGAGAUCUCUGGCCUAUGAGGAAACUGAGGCCCAAAGAGGUUAAGUGACUUGGCCAAGGUCAGCUAGUAAGUGGUGGAGCCAGACUCAAGCCAGUCUAGGAGCCAUGACCACCUUGUUCCCCUCACUCUUCCCCCGUGUGACCGAGACACUGUGGUUUAAUCUGGAUCGACCUUGUGUGGAGGAGACAGAGCUGCAGCAGCAGGAACAGCAGCAUCAGGCCUGGCUCCAAAGCAUCGCAGAGAAAGACAACAACCUGGUUCCUAUUGGCAAGCCAGCUUCAGAGCACUAUGAUGAUGAAGAAGAGGAGGAUGAUGAAGACGAUGAGGAUAGUGAAGAAGACUCAGAGGAUGAUGAAGACAUGCAGGACAUGGAUGAGAUGAAUGACUACAAUGAGUCACCUGAUGAUGGAGAGGUCAAUGAGCCUCCUCUCCAGGUGGACAUGGAAGGCAACGAACAGGAUCAGGACCAGUGGAUGAUCUAGGUAGACAAAGCAGGGUGGCCUCAGGGAGAUUCCAGGCCAGCCCAACCUACCCUGCAUCCCCCCACCCCUGCCCCACAGAACCAGCUGAUGGCCCCAGUGCCUGAAAGUGCCCUUGGGUACCUCCUCAGCUGCUGCCAUGGUCUCCUUGGCACCUCCCAGGCCAUCAGUUUGCUCUUGAAUCCCCAAGGCCUGAGCCCACUCCACCUUUUUGGCCAGUACCUCACCCCUCGGUUGCCAGGUCUGGUUGCUUUCUAACUCUUUAAUAAAGACACAGGAGUGAUUUUUCUUCCCC